Molecule: messenger RNA, 2126 nt
Organism: Aspergillus nidulans FGSC A4
Lineage: Eukaryota; Fungi; Ascomycota; Eurotiomycetes; Eurotiales; Aspergillaceae
Product: arginine--tRNA ligase
Exons: 4
Coding region: 106-2058 (650 amino acids)
Biological process (GO): tRNA aminoacylation for protein translation; arginyl-tRNA aminoacylation
Cellular component (GO): cytoplasm
Molecular function (GO): ATP binding; aminoacyl-tRNA ligase activity; arginine-tRNA ligase activity
Source: RefSeq, a predicted model, not a curated record
CAGAAUCGAAUUGGGUCACCGCGGAAUUGCCCUUAUUCCUCUAGCCAAUUUAUUCCUUCUCGUCUACCCUAUCCCGGUCGAUUCUUUACGACGCGCGCUGCAACCAUGGCGUCUACUGAUUCUCUCCCUGCGGCGGUCGAGUCGCUUUCUCUGCAGACUACCUCAGAGACCUCCAAGUUCCCGAACAGCUAUCCCUCUUUAAACCCUGUCGAUGUUUACCGUGAGCACAUCUCGGAGCAUUUGAGCGCUAUUACGGGUAUUGAGGCUGAGAAGAUCUACCCCCGUUUGCAAUUCACGAGCACUCUGGACAAGGGUGACCUUCUUUUACCGGUCCCGUCGCUUCAGAUCAAGGGCAAAAGCCCGGCAGACUUGAGCAAAGAACUCGCCGAGAAAUUCCCAGAAUCCGACCUCAUCCACCCACCUAUUGCCGGAGGCCCUGGCGGCACGCACCUCCAAUUCUUUUUCAAGGAGAAACCUCUUGCACAGCGGGUCAUUGGACAGAUCUUCAAGGAGAAGGCCGCAUAUGGAUCAAACGGGAACCAGGGUCUGCGGGACCCCAAGGACCCCUCUAAAGGCCGGAAGAAGAUUAUUGUCGAGUUCUCGUCGCCCAACAUCGCGAAGCCCUUCCACGCCGGUCACUUGCGGAGUACCAUCAUUGGUGGAUUCUUGGCCAAUCUCUAUACUGUUAUGGGAUGGGACGUCAUCAAGAUGAACUACCUCGGCGACUGGGGUAAACAGUACGGUCUGCUUGCCAAUGGAUACAAAAAGUUUGGUGACGAGCAGAAGUUGCUUCAGGACCCCAUCAACCACUUGUUCGAGGUGUAUGUUAAGAUCAACAACAUUGUCUCCGAGCAGGAGGGUCCAAUCAAGGAGCUCAAGGAACAGAUUAAGGCGAAGAAGGAGAAGAACGAGGACGUCUCGAAGCUUGAGCAGGAACUAGCGAAACUCGUUGAUGUCAGUGAGGAUGAGAAUGCUCGUCGCUACUUCAAGAGCAUGGAGGACGGCGACCCCGACGCCCUAAGUCUCUGGCGCAGAUUCCGUGACCUCAGUAUUAAGAAGUACCGCGAGACGUAUGCUCGUCUCAACAUCGACUAUGAUGUCUACUCUGGCGAGUCCCAGAUUAAACAGGAAAGCAUGUCCAAGGCCAACGAAAUUCUGCAGAGCACAGGCGUUUCCGAAAACUCGGAUGGGGCAACCAUUGUCGACUUCCCCAAACACGGUGCCAAGAAGCUCGGAAAGGCCGUCAUUGUCCGAAAGGAUGGUACUCCUCUGUACCUGACCCGUGAUAUUGGUGCUAUCUUUGAGCGUGAUGAAGCCUAUCACUUCGACAAGAUGAUCUAUGUUGUUGCUGCCCAGCAGGAUCUUCACUUGGCUCAGUUGUUCAAGAUUGUAGAGCUAAUGGGCUUCAAGGAUCUGGCCAGCCGCUGCCAGCACAUCAACUUCGGUAUGGUCCGUGGAAUGAGUACCCGCAAGGGUACUGUGAAGUUCUUGGACGAUAUCUUGAGGGAUGUCGCCGACAAGAUGCACGAAACCAUGAAGAAGAACGAGGAGAAGUACGCUCAGAUUGAGAACCCUGUGGAGACGGCUGAUAUCCUGGGUAUCACUUCCGUCAUGGUUCAAGAUAUGUCUGGAAGACGUAUUAACGGUUACGACUUCAACCUUGACGCCAUGACAUCGUUUGAAGGAGACACCGGUCCUUACCUGCAAUACGCGCACUCCCGACUUUGCUCUAUUUUGCGCAAGGCGGAGGCCAACGUUGAGGAGCUUCCGUCGGCUAACCUUGACCUCCUAACUGAAUCCCAUGCCGUCAACCUUGUCCGCCUGCUCUCGUCAUGGCACGACAUUCUCAUGAUGACCAACAAAACUCUUGAACCUACCACCAUCCUCACCUACCUCUUCCGCCUGACUCACAUGAUCAGCUCUAGUUACGAUGUUCUUCAGGUUAUUGGCAGCGAACCUGAGCUGAAGAAGGCCCGUCUAGCCCUGUACGAGGCUGCCCGACAAGUCCUGCACAACGGCAUGCGGAUUCUCGGUCUCAGCCCCGUCAGCCGGAUGUAAACGACGUACGACCAAUAAAAAACAGGAUAUCCAUUUUUUAGAUCUCAGACAGCGGAAUACAAAUUUCU